Messenger RNA from Lactuca sativa (garden lettuce), 471 nucleotides. Lineage: Eukaryota; Viridiplantae; Streptophyta; Magnoliopsida; Asterales; Asteraceae. The record is from RefSeq and is a predicted model, not a curated record.
AUGAAUGGAUCUGUAGUGGAAAACGUAGAAGGUGAAAACAAUUCAACUGAAGAUUGUGGGUCAGACGGACGUGUAACAGUUCAUCUCUGGAAAAAAACUUGGGAUGAAAAAAUAGACUCGUUGGUGAGGCAAGCUUCGGCAAGGAAAGCGGAAGCCAGGAACUCCCGGCAAUUAAAAUGGAAUAUAGAUGAAUACAAGCUAAAAUCCGAGCAGCACAAGAAAAAUAGGUGUAACAAUGUGGCUGAUGGAGUAGCACGACCUACACAUAACGCUGGAUCCGCAAGUCAUUUGAGGAUAGGUUCUGAUUUGAAGAGCAAAUUAGAACGUGAUCCACCCCAUAGUGAAUUGUUCUUGUAUACACACACGAAGAAUCAUGAUGGAGUCGCUUUCACAAUUGAAAAAAAUAGACAAAUGCAUGCGGCUUAUACAAAAAAACAUGAAGAGUUGGAAGCUGAAGGUGCUGAAUUUUAA